This is a messenger RNA of Indicator indicator, 1207 nucleotides long. It is a transcript of the gene GUCD1, whose product is annotated as guanylyl cyclase domain containing 1. Bases 37 to 729 code for a protein of 230 amino acids. The transcript is spliced from 6 exons. The record is from RefSeq and is a predicted model, not a curated record. Lineage: Eukaryota; Metazoa; Chordata; Aves; Piciformes; Indicatoridae.
UCGGGGCAGCUGACAGUCAUCGCUGAAGAACUUUGGAUGUGUUUGGAAACAGCUGACUGCAUCCAGCUGAAAGUGCCAGUUGUUCAGCAGCUGUACCACUGGGACUGUGGGCUAGCCUGCUCCAGGAUGGUGCUUCAGUACCUGAACCUUUUGGACAAUGAUGAAUUUCAGAAAGCCAUCCAGGAGCUCCAGCUGACAAAGAGCAUCUGGACUAUUGACCUGGCCUACCUAAUGCGGCACUUUGGUGUCAGGCAUAAGUUUUGCACCCAGACACUUGGAGUGGACAAGGGCUACAAAAAUCAGUCAUUUUAUAGGAAGCACUUUGACACAGAAGAGAAUCGAGUGAAUCAGCUCUUUGCACAAGCCAAAGCCUGCAAGGUGCUGGUGGAGAAGUGCACAGUAACUGUUCAAGACAUCCAAACCCACCUAUCCCAAGGUCACAUAGCCAUUGUCCUAGUUAAUGCAGUCCUGCUGUUGUGUGAUCUUUGCUCCAGUCCUGUCAAAUACUGCUGCUUCCUCCCCAUUGGACAGAAGUGCUUCUGCAGGAGUCCUGACUACCAGGGCCAUUUCAUUGUGCUAUGUGGCUACAACAAAGCCUCAGGGAGUAUUUACUACAACAACCCUGCCUAUGCUGACCGAACUUGCUGCACCAGCAUCAGUAACUUUGAGGAAGCCAGGACAAGUUAUGGCACUGAUGAAGAUAUUCUGUUCAUCUACACAGACAGCUGACAUCCACACCUGAUGCUUUCUGGUCCUUUCCUGUGCAGCCUGCAGGGCAGCUGGCUGCUUGUCUCAGGACUUCCCCUGCAGAGACUUUGCUCCUGAAUUGCAGUGGGAUCUUAAACAAGGGAGGCUUUACAGACAUUGCUAGGACUAUAUUGCAAAUCCUGUCUUUACCUUUUUUUUUUCCCCCCGAUGACUUGUCUGGUUUUGCCCUGUGUCUCAGUUGGUGGUUGGGGGUUUUUUCCCCUCGUUUUCAAUGUUGCACAUUUGACAGCAGUUUUAAAAUACAGGCCCAGUGCCUAUUCACUUUAGCUUAUUUUCAGAUUAAACACAUGAGAAAGAAAGCACCAAAUUAAUUUUAACACCUGGUGAUAGAUGCAUAGCUUUAGGUAAACAAAACUAGAAGACAAAGAAUGAAAAAAAUACUUGUUCCUCUGUCAAAGCAUCAAGGGUUUAGCUUCAUCCUGAAUCUAGGGAUUUGAGA